Manis javanica (Malayan pangolin) is the source of this 7128-nucleotide messenger RNA. It is a transcript of the gene ARK2C, whose product is annotated as arkadia (RNF111) C-terminal like ring finger ubiquitin ligase 2C. Gene Ontology annotation, molecular function: ubiquitin protein ligase activity; zinc ion binding. Lineage: Eukaryota; Metazoa; Chordata; Mammalia; Pholidota; Manidae. Gene Ontology annotation, biological process: positive regulation of BMP signaling pathway; motor neuron axon guidance. Gene Ontology annotation, cellular component: nucleus. The record is from RefSeq and is a predicted model, not a curated record.
CGCGCCACAAAGGGCCCGCGCGCAGCCGCCGCCGCCGCCGCCGCGCGAGGAGCCAGGAUGGUCCUGGUCCACGUCGGCUAUCUCGUGCUUCCAGUGUUUGGCUCUGUGCGAAACAGAGGUGCCCCUUUUCAAAGGUCUCAGCAUCCUCACGCUACCUCCUGCCGCCACUUCCACCUGGGCCCCCCACAGCCGCAGCAGCUGGCGCCCGACUUCCCCCUGGCCCACCCCGUGCAGUCGCAGCCGGGCCUCAGCGCCCACAUGGCCCCGGCCCACCAGCACAGCGGCGCCUUGCACCAGUCGCUAACUCCGCUGCCCACCCUGCAGUUCCAGGACGUCACAGGUCCCUCCUUCCUACCUCAGGCCCUGCACCAGCAAUACCUCCUGCAGCAGCAGCUCCUGGAAGCCCAGCACCGAAGGCUCGUCUCGCACCCUAGGCGGAGUCAAGAGCGCGUGUCUGUCCAUCCCCACCGCCUCCACCCCAGCUUCGACUUUGGCCACCAACUACAGACACCUCAGCCCAGGUAUUUGGCUGAGGGCACUGACUGGGACCUCAGCGUGGAUGCCGGCUUGAGUCCUGCCCAGUUCCAGGUGCGGCCCAUCCCUCAGCACUAUCAGCACUACCUGGCCACUCCGCGAAUGCACCACUUUCCCAGAAGCUCCUCCUCCACGCAGAUGGUUGUCCAUGAAAUCCGAAACUACCCUUACCCUCAGCUUCACUUCCUUGCUCUCCAGGGACUGAACCCCAACAGACACACCUCUGCAGUGCGGGAGAGCUAUGAGGAGCUGCUGCAACUCGAGGACAGGUUGGGAAAUGUGACUCGGGGAGCUGUACAGAACACCAUUGAGAGGUUCACCUUCCCCCACAAGUAUAAGAAGCGCAGACCCCAGGAUGGCAAGGGCAAGAAGGACGAGGGGGAGGAGUCGGACACCGACGAGAAAUGCACAAUUUGUCUGUCUAUGCUGGAAGAUGGAGAAGACGUGAGGCGCCUACCCUGUAUGCAUCUCUUUCACCAACUCUGCGUGGACCAGUGGCUUGCCAUGAGCAAGAAAUGCCCCAUCUGCCGAGUGGACAUUGAGACACAACUGGGAGCUGACAGCUGAGGGAGGAAUUAGCCAGCGGAUGCCCCAUUUUCCUUCACCAGGUCCCCCCAUGGCCAUAGCCCUUGCAGCCAAACUUUGCCUUCUGAGCCAUUUGAUGUAGAGGAAAAGCCUGCAAGCACAUUUUGUGGAAAGAGCAGUUGGUGGUGUCAGUGUCUGAGGGAGAGGAGGGGGUGGUGGAGGCCACCCAUGCAGAGCGGUGACUGCCCCAUCCACCUCCUCGCCGCGGGGGGCGGCUGGCCACCCAGAGCAGGGCUGGGGAGGGCGGCGCACCGGCUGAGAACCUAGAUGGGAUGCUUAAGGCCCCAGCUGAUAGGCCGGCCCCUCAGUCCUGUCCUUGGAGGGAUUGUGUAUAUACCUCUCGACCACGUAGAAACCAUGUAGGGGUCUCUAGCUAUUUCUGUGGAUGGCAGCCGGAGCAUGUUAGCUUAAGAAAAAUGUCGUGUGUGGUGCUCUGUCAUCUUGUGGUGGACAUGUCGCUAUUACCGAAUCCGCACCAAAUAUUUCUCAUUGAGUUUCUUGUUUUGGUGCCUGACUGAACCAACCAACGACAGCCCAUAUCUUCCCGUCUUUAGGAGAGAAAAGGAAAAAGGAAUCAAAGGUGAAGAAAAAAAAGCCAAAUCCUGUUUACGGUGAAAAAGGAUGAUUUUUUUUUCACCCAGCUUGGGGGGUGGGAGGGGGUGUUAUUGUUUUGUUUUGGGUUUUGUUUUUUCCUUUGCUUUUGUUUUUAUCAUGUUUACAGUGCACGGAGUGUGGAAGGGGGGCUCUGGGAAAGGGGGGACUAGGAAGGAGCAGAUGAGGGUCUUAGAUGGGCCUCUGAGGGGCCUAGCCAGCAUGGGGAAGGCAGGGGUUGAGUACGGGCAGGGGGGAUUCUGUCUUGAAGCAGGGCUCCCCAGUCCCAGAGCCCAUGUACCUAGCUCCUGCCAUCCUCCAGUUCCACAGUGAGCCAGGGGAGGGGCCGGCCUUCAGUAAGAGGAGCCCUUGUAUUCUUCAGAGCCAGGAUGGAGUCCCCGCCCCCACCAACUUCCUUUUUGGCUGUGCUCAAGCCCUGUCACAAAGAGGCAAUUGGCCACUGCCUCCCUAUGCAAAAAAUUAACUGGAGGAGGAAGAUCAGACCGCAUAGGUGAUGGGCACUUGGUCUUGGCCAACGUGCUCUCAGCUAGCACUCAGGGGCUGAAGUCCAACACCGCACAUCUUGAGGAGGACCUUCUGCUUCCCUUGGGAUGUCUCAAAACCUGAUGGGACCCCUCAAAUCCUGAUGGGACCCCUCAGAGAUGGCCCUGGCCCUGAGACCGUGUUGGCUGGGUUUAGGAGGCCCGGCUUAAAAAACUGGGUUUUAGUUUGCCUGGCUUCUGGCUCUUUCUCUGACUCUUUGAUAACCUUGGGCAAGUCACUUCCUCUCUCUGUGCCUCAGUUUCCUUCUCCUGAGAGUGGGGAGAAACAACAGUGCAUCCCCCUUUCCACUUCCUCUACCUCACCUGGACAUUGUGAGAAGUAAUGUGAUCUGCCCGCUGCAGGCAUGCUGCCUCCAGGGAGACUCCUGGGGUUUGGGGUGGGGGCAGGGGAGACACAGACCUGGAAGUCAGUUCCAAGAGAUAGUAUAUAGUGUAUCUUUCUGCACUACCCCACACUUUUUCUGAACCUCAAAGGGAACAGAGAGGUGGGAGGGCAGAAGGACGGAGAUGGAAAUAUCCACCAGAUCCAGCCCCCACCCAACUUUCUUCAUCCAUACGUGGGAAACCCCAGCUCAGCUGGAGUUCUGCUCUCCCUGUCCUGCAUUUGCACUGCCCUCAAAGCUGUACCCCCUCACUGCUACCCCAGCCUCAUGCCCUUGUAUCAAUAACAGAAGACUGAGGGGGACAGGAUACUAAUUACAUGUAUGAAGAAAUUCUAUCAGGUUAAGGAAAUCUGAGUUUGCACUGCUUCUUCAAAAGGUAAAACCAGGACCCAUAGGGAAAAAUGACUGGGAGGCAGAUUUUGGCUUGAGGUAGAACCUUCUAGCACAACCAGAGCUGUCAGGGGGAGGCAUGGCUGCUCUGGAACCUGCAGGCAGAGAGUGGGGAAUGUGAUUUCCAGUUGGAGGUCUACUCAAAGAUCUUAGAUGAAAGGCUUCUCCAGCACCCAUACCCUGGUGUCCUAGAGAAUCUUUACUGAGCACCUGCAGGUGCAGGCACGGGAGAGAUAAUAGCAAAGAAGACAAUAUCCUUGCCUUGAGGAACUUGCAGUCUGGCUGAGGAGCCAAGGCACAUUCACUAGUGCAGAAACAGGAAAAAGCCUGAUGCGGGGCUGACAGACAUGAGUAUUGCUGUGUCUAAUUCGUUCGCCAUGGAAGCUGGGAAUUCUCCCCACCCUACUUUGACCUGGAGGGAGCCAGGGUGGUCUAGGGAAGGUUGCGCCCCUCUUAGUCUCCGGCUCUUGUUCUGUCUGAUGCUGGUUUGAAAGGCCGGCAGGCUGAGGGAGUCAGUGCGCAGGCAGGAUGGCACGAGCUCUGACAUCCCAGGUUGCAGUCUUGGCCCUUACCUGACCAAGUUCGCAAUGCUAGAAACCCCCCUUCUCUCUGGGCCUGUUUCCUCAGCUGUAACACAGGAGGUUGGACUGGAUGCUUGCUCAGUUUCCUUCCAACACGCACAUUGUCUGAUCCUCUCUAAGACCAACCCGUCUUGCAAGUCCGCAGGGCUGUGUGCCAACCCGAGCUGCUGAAAAUGACUUCCUAUGGGUACCAAGGUCUGUUUCAGAGGCUGAGCGAGGGGCUGGUCUCCUCCUCCUCCUCUGGGGGCCCUCAGUGCCCCAGGCUAACAUUAGGCACUGACUGGGGCGGGAUCCACCCAGAGGUGUGAGGUCAGCUGCUGAUUCUGGGUCCUGAAGCCUCCUUCCCCUCCCCGUCUCUCUGGGGCCCUUGUCCCUGGAAGUGGGCCCCAGAAGGGUUGUGGACUUGGCCCCUCCCAGCUCCUAGAGUCCUGUGAGCAGAGAGGAGAGGGGUCUGUGCUCUGCUCCCUUGAGGCCCCUCCCCUGUUGUCCGGGAGCCUGGAAAGAGGGGAGAAGAGGCAGGCUCUGGCCUCAGCAUCUCACCCACCACCUCCGGGAGGGAAGACCCCGGGGUCCUCUUUCUGCUCUACUCAAGGGACUCAGACCCUUUUUUGACUGAGACGCAUGAGUGCCUUCUGGGGCGAGAGCUGCCCCAGGAUUCAAGCGGGGCCUCCUAGCUGCAAGCAGCCCUGGCCGCAGCGGGUCCACCGAAGACACCAAUCAAUGGAACUAAUGCCAAGGGCCUCUGCAGAGGCGCUGGGCUGGGCUCCUCCACUAGGUGAGACCCUGGGCCCAUAGCCCUUGCCCACUCCUGUGGUGGGACUCAAGCUCCUUUUCUGCAAAUGUUCCCAGCCUCCGUGCAAGUAUUCUUAACUCUUUACGCCUAAUGAACAAGCACAGUUUUUUCAAUGGUGAAGAAAAAGCACCAGAUUUUUUUUUUGUCCUGAAGAAAUCCCCCGAGUCCCUGCCUGCUGGCGGGGCAAACACUCCCCGUGUGGGGCUGUAGCAACGUCUGUCAGGUCCCGUCGUGUUUCAUCUCCUGCGCGCGUAGAGCAAAUGCUAGAGCGAUUUCAGCUGAUAGAAAAACAAAAAUGAAAAAAAAAAAACCACAAAAAACAAAAAACAUGGCACGUUGCUAGUUUACAGGGUUUUGUGAGUUUAAAUGCCUUAUAUUUAACAAUCAUAAUUUAUGACUAACUUGUAGAUAUCGUGGGUUCUUAUUUAAUUAUUUUUAUAGUUGUUUUGCAUUUUUAAUUAUAAUUUAUUUAUUUAGAAAGGAUACUAAUUUUUUUUAUUACUCCUAUUACCUCAUUUUGGCGUUGUUUCUGGGAGUGGAAUGCUUUGCAUGCUUUGGUACGAUGACAAACAACUAGGAAUACAAAUGAAAAUUUUAAAUAAAAUUCCGCGAACUUUAUUUCGUCCAAACUAUCAGGGUGUGUGAUUGCAAGCUGUCCUACUGUGGUGCUGGCCUCUUUGGAUACAUUCCAUACGAAAUGCAAACUUUUGAUUCUGUAUGCUGUGAUCUAGUGAAAAACUCCAAUAUAGUGACUGUAUUUAGCACAUAUAUAAGUAUAAUUUGCACUCGUCAGCAGACUGGGGUAAUCCUUUCACUUGCUACCCUUCCCCACCAGCUCCCCAUCAUUAACUUGUUUUUCCUUUUUACCUCGCCCUUCCCACAACCUCAGCCCUGCUGCCUCUGUCCUCUGGGGAAGGUCCAGGGUGCUGGAGGUCACUCUCUCCACCUGGGCUCCAAAUCUCUCUGGUUCCAGAACUGGGCCCUUGGGACAUGAUCAGCAGCAGCAGCUGAAAGUCAAAGAGCCUGGCUGAUUAGAAUAAGCCCUGGACUGGGGGUCAGGGGGACCAGCUUUGUUGCCAAUUUUCAUGUGACCCUGAGCAAGCCACUUGGGUCUGUUUUCUGGGCUGGUAAGAGUGACUGAAGGGUCUUUAGGGCCCCUCAGACUUGGAUCGAAUAUGACACAGAUCCAGCAGAGACCACUGUGUUGUGCUCUCUCACCCUCUCAGGAAGAAGAAAAGGGAGGAGGGCAGGAUGGAGGGAAGGAGAGACAAGACAAGAGAGAAGGAGGAGAGGGGUUGAAAAUGUAUACAGUGGGGCUGCUCAAGUUGACAUCCAGAAGGCCUGUCCUAUUAUAUGAAGCACACUGCCGUGACAGGUUGGCAAGAUGGGUGGCUGUAUCGCCGGGCACAGGACAUGCACGUCACAAGGUCCACGUCCUGUGAGAUGUCAGGACAGGAUAGGCAGAAUCUAAGCCCCAUGGCCUUUGGGAUUGGCAUCCCCGUCCUAUCAUCUCUCAGGGCCUGUUGUUGAGGUGUCACCCUUGACAACAGAUUGGGGCACAGAGUCAGGGCCUGUGGUCUCUCCUCCUAGCACCUCCUCCUUUGCCAGCCUUCUGCCAUCACUCCAGGGGGCUCUGGGCAGGAGGGGCUGCUGUGGGGAACAGGUGGUGGCCACCAGUCUAACUGCCCCCCAAGGAAGAGUGCUAGGGGAGGGCCUGACACAGUGGUGAGCCCAGAAGCCUUUGAGUCAAAAGAGAGAGAGGACUUCAUACCCCCUGGAGAAGCUUCUAAGCAGCUGGGAGCCUGGCCAGGAGUGGGAGGGUCACUCCUGUGCUCUCUGCAUGUCUGCCUCGGCCCCAUAUUCUUCCUUCCCUUCCUCUUCAGCUCAUCCUUCCCUCUUGCCUCUUGACAUCACUGCCUUUGCCUGGUGGAGCAGACCACCCUCCACAUGAGGCCCCCUGGGAUGGUGCUGAUGCGGGAGGAAGCGGACACCCAGAUUUGCCACACUGCCUGGCCAGGCUUGUAGGAGCAGCUGGCCCGUGUAAGAUUCCUAAGCCCCAACUUUGUUCUGGCUGGACUAGGAUCCCGUCCCCUGGGUUUCCUGCCUGCUGCCUGCCCAGCUUCCCUUUCUGCCUCCACCCUGGAGCCUUGUUCACCUGCUUUCCUUGGACAUGGCCUGUGGAGUCACCCACUGGGGUGCACAGCCACCAUACCGCCAGGCCUGGCAGGCACUGCCCCCUUGGCAGGGCUCCUGGGUGGACAUGCCUUAUGCUGCUCUUCGGGGUCAGAGCCGGGAGGGCCCUUUGCCCUGACCGCCUCUGCCCCCACCCGCCUCACCCCACACUUCCCCUUCCCCAGCCCCACCCCUGGCCUUGGACCUGGCUCCUGUCUCAGCUAGGGAGCCAGCCCCUCCAGGCCCUCCAGGGGGGACUUCGGUUGCCUCUGGUAAGUGAAAGGAUUAUCCUCAGUGUUGAUUGUCCUUUUUUGUAAUCCUCCUGCUGUUCUGUUCUGUUGUGCUGUGCAACAUUUUGCUACAUAGACUAUUUUAUAGCAGAAAGCUAGAAGAAUAUUUAUUAUGACUAUUAAAGCAAUAGUGCAUCAAUGAAAAGGUGGAGACAUUAGGAAUUGUGUAAAUGCUUAGAUUCACUUUUGGUGGAUUUUUUUGUACUUUAUUUAUAACUAAUAAAAAUGAACUGCAUUGCUAACUAC